GGAUCUCAAAAGCUCAAGUGCGGUGGAGAACAUCCAUUGUGCUCAAGAUGCGCACGCAGAGGGCUUGAAUGCAUAUACAUGAAGAGAAGGCAAAUGGGACGACCGAAGAAAUUCAAGGAUGCCGCCAACGCGCCCGUAUGGGAAGAUAACGCUCGAUCCGCCACCCCAACAAUGAGCAUCGGCUCCCUGUUGAACUCUUCGGAAGUCUCGGACGGAUCUGGCGAAGAAUCCCACAAUGGAUUUCAUCCAUCUCUGGCAAAUUCACCGGAAUUUGAUGAUGAGCUAGGCACUGGUCGCACUGGACUUACGGCACGCCGGCCAGCCGAGACCCUAAGAAGCAGCCAGCUUGAUUCUGUUCAAGGGGAUCCGAUAUCCCGACGAGACUCGGGAGCUGCAACGAUAUCUGCGCGCGGAGGGACUGCUCAAGCCUGCGCUUGCAUAUCGAGGCUCUCCCUCGCCCUUGAAAAUCUACGGUGCAGGGAAAGCACCGAUUUUCAUUCCAGUUUGUGCGUAUUACGUCGGUGUAUGGCGAUAGCCAGGGAGGUCCUUGUCUGCCAGAUGUGCCCCGUCCAUUAUGACUCGGCGAUGCAAAACGCCCAGGUGCUAGCGACAUUGAUGAUGUCCAUCGCCGAGCAGUUCCGACGUAUCGUCUGGCAAAUUGAAGGCGAAGAAAAGAGGGCCAGCGCCGCCAGAGAGCGCAAGACGGUACAACUUUCAUCGUGCGACAUGACUCCCGAAAGUAUUGACGAUAGCGAUUGGGAGGAUUGCGUUUCUUUCCAAGUGGAGCCUGGGGAGUGGAAAUGUCUGUUGAAGAAGGCGGUCCGCGCGGAAAUCUUCGGUCUUAAAGAUGGAUCACACCCUUGCUAUGCGUUGCUGCUGGAGGGCUUCGAGACCCGUCUGCGAGGAUGGCAUCAUGCUCACCCAAGCUCCGACUGGCCUACCAUUUCACACCGACAAGCGAUCGAGAAUGGCGAACCCUCUUGUUUGAAGCUUUUGGAAAGCUCAAGAAGGGUUAUCGAGCCUUUACAAUUCGAUUGUAUUGAUCUG
Messenger RNA from Eremomyces bilateralis CBS 781.70, 1047 nucleotides. RefSeq lists its product as uncharacterized. The record is from RefSeq and is a predicted model, not a curated record. Gene Ontology annotation, molecular function: zinc ion binding; DNA-binding transcription factor activity, RNA polymerase II-specific. Lineage: Eukaryota; Fungi; Ascomycota; Dothideomycetes; Eremomycetales; Eremomycetaceae. The annotation marks the transcript as partial. The transcript has 2 exons. Gene Ontology annotation, biological process: regulation of DNA-templated transcription.